This is a messenger RNA of Hyposmocoma kahamanoa, 4489 nucleotides long. It is a transcript of the gene sll, whose product is annotated as adenosine 3'-phospho 5'-phosphosulfate transporter 1. The coding region runs from base 101 to 1252 and encodes 383 amino acids. Gene Ontology annotation, biological process: transmembrane transport. Gene Ontology annotation, cellular component: Golgi membrane; endoplasmic reticulum membrane. The record is from RefSeq and is a predicted model, not a curated record. Gene Ontology annotation, molecular function: 3'-phosphoadenosine 5'-phosphosulfate transmembrane transporter activity. The transcript has 9 exons. Lineage: Eukaryota; Metazoa; Arthropoda; Insecta; Lepidoptera; Cosmopterigidae.
AUUUUAUGAAAAUGUAUUUCGAUUAAAACAAACAGUUUAAACUUUUGAGUGAUGUGCCACAUCUGUAAGUAGUGUAUAAGUGUUUGAGGUGAGAGUCAAAAUGCGCUCCAAAAUUUCUAUUGGGCUGGUGAUAGGGCUCUGUUCUCUGUCAACAUGGCUGUUUGCUCAUCUGUAUAAAGAACUGCUAACAGCUUAUGAGCAGUCGGGUUCGCUCACCAAUAUGGAAUAUUCAUGGUUUUUCCGUCUGCUGCUCAACUUUGCUGGAUAUGCCACAGUUUUGUUACCGCUCUUUAUCAUGUAUAAAUAUAUCGAUAAAACCAAUUAUUUUGAUAAAAUAGUCAGCAAUGGGUGCUUCUCGCGGUGUCUCGUCGCAUGCUUCGGUGAGCCGAAUGAGCGGAUGCCCGAUACGGUGAAGCCUCUCAAAGUUGAUGAGACUCCAGCUCGUGAGAGCCUUGAACUUGCGUUCUGCUUUGCUGGCUUAAUGGGUGCCUAUUUAGUCUGGGGCUUGCUCCAAGAAAAGAUAAUGACACAGAACUAUGUGAUGCCCGACGGCAGUUUGCUGAGGUUCAACGAUUCUCAAUUCCUCGUAUUUAUUAACCGGCUGUUAGCAUUCACGAUCGCGCUAGCGCGCCUCAUCUGUAUGCGAAAACACCUUGUCGUCGCGCCACUUUAUAAGUUCUCUUUUUGCUCUCUCACUAAUGUAAUCAGUGCCUGGUGUCAGUAUGAAGCCCUUAAGUACGUCAGUUUUCCUACACAGGUCCUUUCAAAGUCAUGUAAAGUGAUACCGGUGAUGCUGAUGGGCAAAGUGGUGUCCAGGAACAAAUACGAGUUGUACGAAUACGUGACGGCUGGUCUUAUAUCGGUGGGCAUGGUACUUUUCAUGUUCGGCAGCCACGACGAUAACGCAGUAUCAACUAUGACCACGAUGUCUGGGUUUAUGCUCCUUGCGCUAUACAUGAUGUGCGACAGUUUCACAUCGUCGUGGCAGGACGCUCUUUUCAUGCAGUACAACUGCAACUCCAUGCAGAUGCUUUGUGGGGUUAACCUCUUCUCGUGCUUAUUGACCGCUUCGGCACUCUUGCAUCACUCGUCCACUAUGAAUUCCAUAGCGUUGUUACAGCACCCAGUGUUUGCGUCGGACUGUUUCCUGUUAUCGGUGAGCUCGGCCAUCGGACAGCUGAUAAUUUACCACACCGUCUCCAAGUUCGGCGCUGUCGUGUUCACUAUCAUCAUGACACUUAGGCAGUUAUAGCUGCUGAUCACAUGCGUUCUAUGCAUCGAUAAUCACCCGGUAUGGUCAAUUACAAACAAGAAACUGAUUACAUCGAGUGAGUUUGUGUGCAUUAUAAUGUAAGAUGCUCAAAUAUUUAUAUGUGUGUGUUAUAAUGCACUGUUGUAGUCAAUUGAAACAGUGAUUAGACGUAGAUUGUGUGUCUGGCGUAAGGGAUAACUCACCAUACAAUUUAUACAAACACAUAUCUCAACUGUUUGUGUACUAGCUGUGGCCGACUAUUGACUUAUUUCCCAGGCAUUUUUUUUAAAACGUUGGUGUGUCUUUAAUCUCAACGUAUCUACGUGAGUCGGUCAUUUUAAAGAUAAGCUAAAUCUUUUGCGUGUACAUACUGCAUCGAGAAUAUAACCAGAAAUAGACACGAAAUGUCAAUUGACGUUAUUCAACAAAAUGUAAGUUUUCUAUUUUCGUCCAUUAUAGCAAAGCUCAAGUUAAACUGUUCGAUUUGAACUAAAACAAUUGACGACGCCUGUCAAUGGUUUCGAAUUCGGGCUGGUCAAUCGUCGCGCAGUUGUCACCGUAAUGAUUUGGCAGAAUAGUUUUCAAACAAAUUAAAUAACGUUUCGUCUUUAUUUUUAGGUAAUAUAUUCGAUCGACAAUUACAAAGACUUCUAAUAUGAAAGCGUCGUUUACUUAUAGCUCGUUUUACCUUAUUGGUUAGUUGUACUAAGGAUACUUUGUUUUUUCACAUGAUUAAAUUGAAUACAUUUCUAAAGAUUUUGAGUUCAGAAUCAUGUCUAGAGAUUGCAGUGCAUAGAUUUUCGGUCUACUUGCCCUUACGCCCGAUACAAAUUCUCGUUCACUUUUUAUAAGUAAGAUAAUAUGUAUUACCAAUAUUCGCCGUAUAUUAAUCCCAAAAUCGUGUAUAUUGGAGACGUUAAACAUUAUAGCAUAAUUCAAAAUGUUUUUUGUAUAUAUGUUUAAAUUUAAUGUCUAGAAUCUUGUUUUGUCAAAAUUUAGAUUCGUCAGGCAUCGAUUGUUGGCAUAGAGGUUAUGAACAUUUGAAGGCAUGGCAGCCAGAUAAUCUAAAUUUAAAAUUGUAUGUUGUUUAAAUGCACUGCAUAUUGUGAAUGAGUAACAAAGGUCGGUAAGUAAUAUUGAUAUCAAUAAAGGGUGAGCCUACAAAAUGACAUCAAUGUAAGCGAAUAAGAUACAUAUCGUCGUGGAUAGUACAAUAACGCGUACCUAACAUUGGACUAUGAGUUGCCAUUUCGGUCAUUUAGUGGCCAAAUCAAAUCCGCGUAAAUGUCGUGGCAACCAAAUUAGCGUGAUUUACGGGAUUCUAUUGUUAUCAGUCCGUAGACAACAUAAAUUAGUGUUUACUGUGUAAAAAUCAAAGUUAUAGCCAUUGAAAUAACAAAGUAAUAACGUUAAAUCCCUUUCCUGUAAAAUUUGUUUAGUGCACUUACGCGCCUUUAACAAUACUAUGUGCGCGGAUUUGCACUAUCCCCGACGAUAUACCAAAUAUUUUAUUAAGAAAACACUACAGUGUGUUACUUACCACCCCGCCACGAAACAAAGGUUAAUUUUAACUUGUCACCUACAGACAUCUAAAUAGACACCCCAAGUACCGCGAUCUGUAUUAAAAACAAGCGUGUCACAUUUUUCUACCUCCGAUGACGUCACAUGCGCAUGUGUUUAAUGAUGGGAAACCUGCGGCAUUAAAGCGAUUGAUUAAAUCGAAGACACGGAUGCAGCACUUAUUUAGUGUAAUGAUUUUAAGUAUUUCUUGAUUUUAAGAAUCCAUAACAAUCCAUUAACGUCGUAAAAUAUUACCACAAUAAGAGAAUUAGUUAAAUACACGUUUUGAAAAAAAAGUACCUCCGGAAAACAAAUGACAAAAACAACAAACUUUAUAGAAUAUUUUUAUAACAGUUUGUACGGUCUUAAGAAUUAUCAUCCCUUUGUUUCUUAGUACGAUCAGAAUCGAGAACUGUGUCACAUCAAGUGAUCAUCACUAAUCGUAAAAUUUGACCAAAAACAUGGCGAUGCGGCGCACAUAUGGGUAUUUGAACGAUCUACGCGGCCAAAAUGAUUUUAUAUGCUAUAUCUAUUCAAAAGGUUAUAGUUUAAAAAAAAAAGUAGUUUUAAUUAUAAAACUGGUUUAUUGUAUAUUUUUACUACAUACAUACAUAUAAAGAAAUAUUAAAAUGACUAAUGACUAUCUUCGUCACUCUCUGAAAAAUCAUUUACAAGAUUGGGCUUCACAGGCAUGAGAAGUUCCAUUGUUUCUGGCAAACAGCACUUCACCCUUUUUUUUGUUACACUCCUCAAGCUACUUAUAAGAGGAUUUGAUGUUAGGAGUAGCCUAUUAAAAAUGUCUCUGUUACAAACUCUGUUUCUCUUGAAAAAUUACGCGCAAAAUUUUGGCGGUACGACCUAAAAUGUUUGUUGCGUGCUUGCGUGCGUGCGGCCUCUUCCGAAAGCUGCCCAUGGCAAUAACGCGUUUUUUUAAUAACAGCGCCAUGAACAAGUAUCUUGUGCAUUGUUGGACUCAUUGGGUGCCAAGGGUAUAACUGCACGUAUAAACGAGCUGUCUAAAGCGUAUUUGUCGUAUUUGGCUGAAUCAAUGAUAUGCCCGCUCGAAAUUGCUUCAAGUAUAACCUUUAAUCGGAAUAUUAAAUCGUAACUAAUGCCCGUUAUAUCAGAAACCUAUAUCGGGUCUUCAAAAAAUCUUCGGCUCGUGUUACCAUCAUUGGUAUUUCCAAAAUUUGAGUUCGGUAUAUCCACUAAUAGACCCGUUUCUUGGCGAAACCGUUUCUGGAUUUCGAGUUAUUUAUAUUUCUAUAUUUUUUUCUGCUUCAGUUUUUCUCUCUCUAUAUUUCUUCACUGGCAAUUUAUAAGCCAAGUGGAGAACACUUUCGAAAAGUCUUAUUCUGGCAUGUAGAACCGAAAGUCCAAUUCUAUAUCCUCUGGAUUUACUUCUUUUUGCACAUCAAUCUUGUUGAAGUCCUUAGAAGUUGCACCACAUAUGUAGCAUCUACUUGUAGAUGUUGUACCAGUGGCAGACCUUGCCAUCUACCAUUGUCAUAAUGAAAACAUGAAUAACUGAAAACUUAUUUCCAUUUAAGUCAACUUCUGUAGUGUUAAGCGACUUCGCAGAUUUCUUCACGUAAUUUAUUUCGUCUUCUGUGACAUCCUUAUUUUCUUUUAUAAGACGGAAUCUUAUAGGGCUGCAAAAUCGAGGAGAUGAAGGCG